AUGGUUUCUCCGUCUCUGCGAUUGGUUUCGCAACACACUUAUCAAAAAACCUUGUGCUUACCGAAGACCAAGUUUCCAAAUAGAUCAAAUUUGCAAAAAACAGUCGAUGUGCUGAUCCCACAAUCGUCUCAGAAACUUUACAAUCACCAAUUCCACGAAUUUCUGCGACGUGCAGCAACGCUAGAUCAACCUGAGAGACUCAAAUUUGUCAAGGAAAACCUUUUUGUACUGCAUGAUGGACCACCUUACGCUAAUGGCGAUCUACAUUUGGGCCAUGCUUUGAACAAAAUACUUAAGGACUUCAUCAACCGCUUUCAGCUUCUUCAGGGCAAAUAUGUCUAUUAUAGAACCGGGUGGGACUGUCACGGGCUGCCAAUUGAGUUGAAGGCACUGCAAAAGCUCACUGCCGAUGCAGACAAGCUUUCCCCUACAAAAGUGCGAUUCCUGGCCGCUGAACAUGCUAGGAAAACCAUCAAAAACCAGCGAAACCAAUUUGAGAAAUUUGCCAUUGCCACAAAUUGGGACGAUCACUACGAAACUAUGCAAAAGCCUUUCGAACUUCGCCAACUAGACAACUUGAAGAAAAUGAUCAAUCGAGGACUGAUCAAGCGACAAAACAAACCAGUGUACUGGGGCACAGAAACUAAAACAGCUUUGGCGGAAAGUGAACUCGAAUACAAAGAAGACCACAUCUCAACCUCAGCAUACGUUAGGCUUCCGCUGAUUAGCGAGUCCGUGUCCUUCCUGCAGAAACAGUUCUCUCUGAGCUCUGAAAAGGGAAUUGAUGUUGUUAUCUGGACAACGACUCCAUGGACGAUGUUUGCAAAUCAGGCUAUCUGUUUCAAUCAAAACUUGGAGUACGGAAUCUACGAGUUUGGUGAUAGGUACAUUUUACUACAGAGCGAGUUCGAUACUAAAAAAUUUGAAGAUGAGAAGGCUCUACUUAUCACUUCAUUGACGGGCGAUCAACUUGCCACACUGAAGUAUAGAAACCCGAUCAUGAAUGAGAUUGAUGAGAAACCUUUCAUUCACGGUGACCAUGUAAGCAAAGCAGCUGGCACAGGAUUCGUCCACACCGCUCCCGGUCAUGGAUUCGACGAUUAUGCCAUUGGCAUAAAGCAUGGGCUGGAAAUAUUUUCACCAGUGGACAAUGAGGGCCGCUAUAAACUUGAUGUAUUUCCCGCCGGCCUCCAAGAUAUACUGAAAGAGCCAGGUAAAAAUUACGGCGGUAAAGUUAUGUCAGAACAUAUUACAGACAAAGUCAUUGAGCUUCUAGGCCUCAACAAGAUGCUUUUAAAGACAGAAAAAUACUUGCAUUCCUAUCCCUAUGAUUGGCGGUCCAAGAAACCUGUUGUAAUAAGGGCGACACCUCAAUGGUUCGCAGACCUAACAGAUGUCAAAAGUUUGGCGAUUGAUAGCCUGAAGAAAGUUCGUUUCUUCCCAGACAGAGGUCACAUAAGACUGGCGUCAUUUAUAAAAUCCAGAAAUGAGUGGUGCAUUUCACGUCAACGGUCCUGGGGUGUCCCCAUACCGGCAUUUCAUAAACGCGAUAAUUCUGAAGAAGUUCUUAUGAAUGAGGCUACUGUCAAUCAUGUAAUAUCGGUGAUAGAAAGAAAAGGAAUAGAUGCGUGGUUUAAAGAAGACGAAGGUGAAGACAUGAAAGAGUGGAUGCUGCCAGAGUAUCACGACGUUGCUCACUUAUAUUGUAGGGGGAAAGAUACCGUGGACGUUUGGUUUGACAGUGGUAGUACUUGGAAGGAGCUGGAAGCCUUCUAUUCUGACCAGUUGGGGUUGGAAGAAAUCCCUUUCCCUUUAGCGGACGUUUACCUAGAGGGCUCAGAUCAGCACCGAGGCUGGUUCCAAAGUUCUUUGCUCACUAAGAUUGCCACCAAAAAUGCACCGGAAGCACCAUAUCGAACAUUGAUUACACACGGAUUUACACUUGAUGAAAACGGAAUCAAGAUGUCUAAAUCUAUUGGUAAUACCGUUUUGCCAGAGAGCGUCAUCAAAGGAGAUGAAAAACAUGGCAUUCCUGCACUUGGAGUGGAUGGACUUCGACUUUUAAUUGCACAGGCAGACUUUACUACUGAUGUGGCUAUCGGAUCUACAGUAACACAACGCGUCGCAGACGCUUUGAAAAAGCUCAGGCUCACUUUCAAAUUUCUUUUGGGCAAUUUGCAACAAUCAAAGUCUGGGUACAAGCUUCUGGAGUUCGAAAAUCUGAGGCCACUGGACCAAUACACGUUGGAGAAAUUGAGGGAGCUGAACACGGAAGCUUUGAAUCACUACGAGCUGUUCAAUUUUUCCAAAGUGCUGAAUGCUGUUAUGUAUCAUAUGAACAACCAUCUGUCCGCAUUCUAUUUUGACAUCAUCAAAGACUCUCUCUACGCCGACGCCAUCGGUGGUCUGAAGAGACAACAAGUGCAGACCACAUUGUUUCACAUCCUCGACACAUACAGAAGCAUUCUGGGCCCCAUUAUACCUGUGAUGGUUCAGGAGGCCUGGAACUAUCUGCCUCAAGAAUGGUACAAAGACAGCAGCGCUUCCUCAGAAUCUGACAUCGCGCACUCCCCUCUCUUGCGUCCAUGGGCUAUUCCUCCAACUGUGAAAUCGGAUUUCCAGAUCCACCAUUUUGAGCAAAAUGAAUUGAAGAUCUUGCAAGCUUUCAACAAGGAAUUCAGGAAACAGGACUCUGUUACCAAGCCCGCCCAAACACAAGUUAAGAUCGCCGUUCUUAAAAGCGAUGCAUUCCCCGUCUCUGCCGAUUCUUUGGCUGAUUUAUUACAGGUUGGCCGUUUGCAAAUUCUCGACGCACCACAACCAGAUGGUGUCCGCUUGAGUUUGAGUAAUGGAAAAACCGAGAUCGAUCUUCUAGUUGAGCCCAGCGAGCUUCACGAAUGUCCCAGGUGCUGGAAAUACAACUCACAAUCGCCCAAUGCUCUGUGUGAAAGGUGUGACGCUGUCGUAACGUGA
This is a messenger RNA of Lachancea lanzarotensis, 2973 nucleotides long. It is a transcript of the gene ISM1, whose product is annotated as LALA0S04e04698g1_1. Gene Ontology annotation, biological process: isoleucyl-tRNA aminoacylation. NCBI's taxonomy places the organism in Eukaryota, Fungi, Ascomycota, Saccharomycetes, Saccharomycetales, Saccharomycetaceae. Gene Ontology annotation, cellular component: cytosol. Bases 1 to 2973 code for a protein of 990 amino acids. The transcript has a single exon. Gene Ontology annotation, molecular function: isoleucine-tRNA ligase activity; ATP binding; aminoacyl-tRNA deacylase activity. The record is from RefSeq and is a predicted model, not a curated record.